AUGUGGAGACGUUGCUUGGCCGUCUCCAGUAUCAGACCCUGGCCCGGGGUGGGUCUCUCCGGACCACAGGCAAUUCCUGUGCGACCACGAGGUGCCCUUCCAACAAUAGGCCUCACCGGUUCCUAUACAGCCCUCGGUCAAGCAGUGGAAAGGCUCGAGCAGAUCUCUUCCUCUGAAGCCCUCAGGGACGUAGUCGAAAGUAUUAAGAAGCUAUACGAACUCCUCAAACAACACUCCGGAGUCGGCUCAUGGAGCCGCCUUGCGACACCGGCAACACCUGAGGCUACUCCUCCAGCUGCCCCAAAAGAACCAAUCCUGGUGGACGACGAAAAAGACAAGCUGGAAGCCAUCGUCUCUCGUCUCAAAAAUAUAACAGCAAGCACAAGCUCCCCAAACACACCCAUCGUCACCGCUGUGCCUCGCUCGCCUCCGCAUCCCGCAGUUUUACCGGGCAAGAUAGACCGCAAUUGCGCCGAUGACGCACGGGGCAAGGGCGCAUCCGCCGCGCGUGGUAACACAUCCGCUAAAUACCAUUCUUCCCAGUCUGCCUUUUAUGCUCUUGCGCUGGUGGAGCAUAAUCACCGUCUGGCUGAAGGCUUCAUCCCUACACCACGUAACCUGACGCCGGAGCUUGAGAGGUGGCCGCCCAAUCUGUGGUGCAAGGUCGGCUCUCGCGCCGACAACCCCUCCCUUUCACUCUGUCCCGUCAACUACAAGCUGCCGCCUGUGGAGCGCCAUCGCUGCAACGAUGUUGGCACCUGGCUGAAGAACCUCGUGGAUCGAAAGAACGACGCCCCGUUUUUCACUGGCCCGUUCCCCGCCACCGCGCACUCAACAAUCCCCAACUACGAACCCAGCUCGGCGGGGCUUACCGAUGUUGACCGCCCCAACUUGAGUUCGGCUAGCGAUGGUGCCUGGGGCCCGGCAGACCUGGACGAAUGGCGUUCCGCCUACUACCCCAGCACUCGCCCCGACCCUUUCCCUACGCUCUCCCGGACUGAAAAGCCCUACCAGAUUAACGAUACGGAGCAGCCGGGCUGGGAGUCGUCGUUUUAUUUGAUGCCAUUCGGGUGGUCGAGUACCUCCAGGAUAUCUGGCGUUGCCUUAUCCUGCACGAGGCCUACUCUCUAUCUUCUACACCUCUUGAUGGCGGCGGUAAACGGUGACCUUUUCCAGAUCCGCCAGCACCCAUUCACUCAAAUGACGUUCUCAUACACGCGGAGAACGCAAUGGAGCGACUUCGCCAUGGCUGUUACCCUUGAAGCUUCUCUGGAGGCCCGCCAGCCCCAGAACCUUGUCUGCGGGGUGUCCAUCCUGUGGGGUGUUACAAUGGCCAAGCUAGCACCCGACUCUGGCAUCGGGCGCACCAGCAGGCAAGAUUCUCCAUCACGAUCGUCUCCGCUCUACGACCUUCUUCACGUUCUUGCUGCGGUCGCGUGGCGUUCAUCAUGUCUGUUUUUACCUCCGACUCGUACGCCAACCGCUACGUGCGUCUUUUCAACUUGCACCAGUGCGAGCAGGCUCGGAUUUCCCAGGUCAAUCUCGGCGACCGCACUCGUCGCCGCUUCAACCCGGCUGUUCCUCUUCCUGGCUUGGAGCAAUGCCUCGCCCUAGCAGGAGCCCUGCGCUUCCUGCACGGCCGUAUAGAGCACCGCGACAUGGUGCACCUGCACGCCCACAUAGACCUGAAGCCCAAUAACAUAUCAUCUCGGUGCACUCCAACCGCCCCGUCGGCGUAUGGAAGCUGGCCAACCUUGGCUGGACAGCCUGCUCGGAGCGGACGCUGCUCGUGGUGGCCAUGCGCCCGCCGCCGCCCCAGCGGCCGAGUGUUCCAGUCAAAAAAAAGCUACGGCGGCUGCUGUGGAAUUCCUUGGAGGCCGGCGUGCCGCCCACGGCGAACGUGAGAACCUCACCCAAAAUGGCGCCGAAGACCGGAUGUUGCUCAUACACCCCACGAGCACGCGCCCUUCGGCGUUGUGCCAUAAGAGCUUGAUUUUCGCCUGAUAGGUGCUGGACCCGCGCCUGGAUAUGCUAAAUUAGAAUCCGCGCGUAAGAGGCAAGGUCUCUCGGAUGGGAAGAAUGACGGCCCGCUUGGUUAGGCAUCCAGCUCCCCGGAGUCCAGAAGCUCACUGUCACGGACAACAAAGAGGAAUCCCAAAUGCUAAAAUACAGGGAAAAAACGAAGACGUUAAG
Gaeumannomyces tritici R3-111a-1 is the source of this 2193-nucleotide messenger RNA. RefSeq lists its product as hypothetical. Bases 1 to 1614 code for a protein of 537 amino acids. NCBI's taxonomy places the organism in Eukaryota, Fungi, Ascomycota, Sordariomycetes, Magnaporthales, Magnaporthaceae. The transcript is spliced from 6 exons. The record is from RefSeq and is a predicted model, not a curated record.